AUGUCUGACAUGGAUGAAGAUGCAGUCUUGUCGGAUAUAGAUGGAGAGGAAGAACUCCAUCAAGGAGUCGGAGAGGACGAGAAGGAACAGGUUUGUCUUUUGACCCAAGAAGCCAUAAGCCAGGGGCUCUCAUUACUGUGCCAAACAGGAAAUGGACUUGGACAUGCAUUUGUCAAACUGGACCUAAAAGACAGAAGACUGAAUGAUAUAGCUGCAAUCAGCAAUUACAUUCACCUACGUUUUCUGGAUGUAUCCAACAACCACCUUACUGAUCUUUCUCCUGUGGCAUCUCUGACCCAGCUGCUCUGGCUGAAGGUUGACAAUAAUGCUGUGGCAUGUUUCAAAGGGCAACCCUUUGCUCAGCUGACCUACCUGCAGUGGCUCAGUAUGGCAGUGAACCGGCUCACAGACCUGGAUGGCUUGGUCGGGCCUGCCUUGGAGAGUCUCAAUCUUUCAGGUAAUGGUAUUCAGAGAGUGAAUGGACUUCAGAGUGGCUAUUUUGCCAAUCUGGUAACUUUGGAGUUGAGGGGAAACAACUUGGAAACCACUGACAGCAUCAACCUUCCCAACCUGCAGCGGUUAUAUCUGGCCCAAAAUGCUAUCAAACAUCUAGAGGGUUUGGGAAAGUUAGAGCGCCUCACCACCCUUCACCUUCGAGAUAACCUGCUAGAUACUCUGGAUGGCCUCAGCCCCAACAUGAAGUGUCUCCAAUACCUCAAUGUCAGAGGCAAUGCCAUCAUCAAUGAGAGUGCCCUGCGAUGCCUUGGGCUCGUGUCAAAGAGUCUACGCGCCUUGGUCAUUUCUGACAAUCCUGUGGUGGAAACGACAGACUACCGGCUGACUGUGCUGAUCCUGCUGCCACAGCUGGAGCGACUUGACAAAGAUCCUGUCUCCCCUGAAGAGAGGACUGAGGCCAAGGAAAGAAUCAAGGAACUUAAAGAGGAGGAAAUAUAUGACCCUUGAAAUCUGUAAUGAUGGACAAAUGAGGAAGUGUUCAACUUCCCUGAAAACACAGGCCUGGUGUGUAUAGGUGGG
Chelmon rostratus (copperband butterflyfish) is the source of this 1035-nucleotide messenger RNA. It is a transcript of the gene lrrc23, whose product is annotated as leucine rich repeat containing 23. Gene Ontology annotation, molecular function: protein binding. The coding region runs from base 1 to 963 and encodes 320 amino acids. The transcript has 8 exons. Lineage: Eukaryota; Metazoa; Chordata; Actinopteri; Chaetodontiformes; Chaetodontidae. The record is from RefSeq and is a predicted model, not a curated record. Gene Ontology annotation, cellular component: cytoplasm.